AUGCCUGCGAAGAAGAAGAAACCAACAAGGAAACAGCAGCAAUUACCAGUUUCAUCCAAACGAGUAAUUUCGGGCGAACCCAUACCAAAUUUAUCUCCUCCAUCAUCACUUCCCCAACAACAGUCAACCACAAAGGAAUUCCCCCUCUAUACCAGACCAUCCAAAUACAGCGCUCUUUUCAACUCACAAGAUUCUACAACGGCGUCUUAUUCGGAAAUCACAACAAAGAGAACAUCACAAUCUCAGCCCAUAGAGCAUAAUGGGAGGAAGAAGCGGAAGAAACAAUGGAGUACGCCCAUUCAACAAUUGCAACAGGAAAUAAACUUACUUGGAAACGAUGAGGAUGAUGAGGAUGAUGAUGAAACUGUUGAAUUUAAGUUCACAGUAGAUAAGCCGACAACAAAAACAAAUAACUUUUUGGAUGGUGUAUCACAACAUAUGGUGGGGUUACCAGAUGAAGCACCAAGAAAAAGUAUAAACAAACGAAGACAAUCAUAUAACAAUCGAGGUAAACGAGCACUGUCUAUCGGAAAUGGAUUUAUAACUGACUUGCAUGAAGAUGUUCCAUUGAAGAAUUAUUAUAAACAUAUAAAUGCUUCCUUACCUGACCCAGACAGAAUGAGACAAUUAUUAGUGUGGUGUCUGAAACGACGUUUAGCACAGGACAAUAACAAGAAAGAAUCUAAUACAAAUAAUCAAACCAAUCUUAAUAUUGCUAAAGUGAUAGAAGAGGAAAUUACUAAAAGUCUAAUGGACAAGAGAAUACCAACUAGUUGGUACAAUCGAGAGAAUGACCCCAGUCAAGUGUAUGGUGGGCCCAAGGUUAUGAUGGAAAAUCUUCAAAAUCAGAAGAACUUUGCCAAUAAUAAAAUAUUUCUGGAGAAAGUGAAUAAACUUAAAAAGGGAAUACGUCAAUGGGAACAGGAAUAUAACCUGGAUGUUGACGCCAUUCGAAAGACUCCAACAGACGUGCCACGAGACAUUAAAAAGAAGCAAAUUGACGAUUAUUCCUCAAACACUAAUCUAGAGAUAGAUACAUCUAUCGUUGAUAAACUCACUGAAAGUUAUUCUCAAGAUGCACAACUAGUCAAUAAAGACUUGCAGUAUUAUCUAGAGAUUCUUAAUCAUACAGUGAGGUUACUACAUAUUGAUGCCAAGAAGGCACAAUUGAUUCAAGAGGAACAUGCUAUUAACCCAGUACAAAGUUAUAAGGACGAUUUUUAUCGUAGAAAUAGCAUUGAAAAUUAUCGAGCUUUAAGAGCACGAGAAGAUAAGUCAAGUGUGCAUUGGCCAUAUCCUAUAGCAUCACUCAAAACCAAAGAUUUAUUAACUUGUUUGGGGAUUAUACAAACGCGAAACAAGGACUAG
Molecule: messenger RNA, 1368 nt
Organism: Spathaspora passalidarum NRRL Y-27907
Lineage: Eukaryota; Fungi; Ascomycota; Pichiomycetes; Serinales; Debaryomycetaceae
Exons: 1
Coding region: 1-1368 (455 amino acids)
Biological process (GO): mitotic sister chromatid segregation; cell division
Cellular component (GO): MIS12/MIND type complex
Source: RefSeq, a predicted model, not a curated record